Messenger RNA from Limulus polyphemus (Atlantic horseshoe crab), 5271 nucleotides. Its product is annotated as breast cancer anti-estrogen resistance protein 1-like. The record is from RefSeq and is a predicted model, not a curated record. Gene Ontology annotation, biological process: cell migration; cell surface receptor protein tyrosine kinase signaling pathway. Bases 1060 to 3453 code for a protein of 797 amino acids. Gene Ontology annotation, cellular component: cytoplasm; plasma membrane. The transcript is spliced from 5 exons. NCBI's taxonomy places the organism in Eukaryota, Metazoa, Arthropoda, Merostomata, Xiphosura, Limulidae. Gene Ontology annotation, molecular function: protein binding.
AACUGAUAGAAAUGCUAUUGUCGUAACCUUGGAAACCUCUGGAUCAUAGAUGGAAGUACAGAUUCAACUGAAACAAUAAUCAAGUACCUUAAUGACAAUUUUAAACGUUUAAAUAUUAUAAUACACGCAACUGUAAGUGAAUGCUAACAAAGAAAAUGAUAUAAUUUGUCACGGCUACAUGAAUUCUUAAACAAGGUCGGUAACAGGAACUUUGUACAGAAACAACCUUCCAACCUAACAGUCACCACGUUCUCAAUAAUCCCUCUGUAAUCCGAGAGUCUUCCUCCAGCACGUGACGGUGACUUGCAACACCUGUGAUAAAAUGUACACUAGUCUACCUCGAACCAAAGUUUUCAAGCGACAGUGAGGUUCGAAACAUCGACGUUACCUUCAUACGUCAUCUUUCGGCAUUUUCUUAGUGCCACAACUUGUUAGCAGCUUAAGUCACGUGAGUUCUCCAGUGUACUUGGCGAAUAGGAAAACGUAAGCUAGGAACUCGGCUUGCGGUUGUUGUGAUCGGAAGAGUGGGCUUCACCCCUUUGACGUUUGAGUUUCAUUUUGUGACCGUGGGACCUUUGCGCGGCGUAUCUCUAAAGGGAGUAUUCUCGUGGAAAAACUUGUUAGACAAGAUGGACAAAGAAGGCAGACCGGUGGCUAAUUCAACUGAGCCAAUGUUUCCGAGCAGAAUCUUUGCACGUGAAAAGGUGAAAAAUUUUUACAUGUAUGAUGACAGUGGACUCUGCAUCACAAUAUGAAAAAUCCUCGAAUCCAAAGAGCCAGUAACUCGUAGAGAUAACAAAGAAAGACGUUUUUCGUACUAAAAAACGCCAACUAUAUAUUUAAAGUUUUAUAUGCUUACAAGCAUUGGAACUUAGGAGAUUUUCCUGUCUUUGAUAAGUUUCGUAUUUAAAGCAUAACUUUGGAAAUAAUACUAAUUGUCCACAACUGAACUGAGAUUUUUUUAGUAUUGUUACUGAACACGGUGAGUACAGCGUAUUUACUGACAAGAAAGUAAAAAUUUUGGAAGACUAUUACUCUCCUAUUGAGGUAGAGAACAAGAUGUCACCAGUUAUCAGGCAUUCACCAGCAAGCUCUCGACCAUUCCCAACCUUCUCCAAUCCUGAAUCCAAGUCAUCAAGCUACAGGAAACUGAAAUGUAUGGCCAAAGCUCUGUAUGACAAUAUCGCUGAGAGUCCAGAUGAAUUGGCCUUCCGGAAGGGUGACAUUCUAACUGUUUUGGAACAGAAUACACAAGGCUUGGAAGGAUGGUGGUUGUGUUCCCUCCGUGGAAGACAAGGUCUAGUUCCAGGGAAUCGGGUCCACUUGAUGCCGAGUGUACGUCCGGAAAACACUUCAGUCGAUCAAGUGGACGGAGCAGACAAUUUCCCCUAUACGGAGUCCACACAAGGCUUACGACGUAGCUGGCACGCGGAUUCUAAGAAGGUAGCGACAGUGUCGUAUGACGUACCAGAAAAUGUGAAAGCUUCUCAGGACUAUGAUGUUCCGCGGUGUUUAAAUUGCAGUGAGAGUAAAAAACGUCAAAUUUAUUACGACCUCUUGGACUCACUCGGCGAUUACGAUAUUCCUCCAAAUAUAGGGAUUCCAGACGCUUUGACAACUCCCAAGGGAGUAUGUAAACACGAUUCAACAGCAAGUAGUGAUUCAGACGUCUAUGACAUCCCUCGUAAUGCAACAAAUCUUUAUGAUGUUCCAAAUGUCAUCCAUUAUGACGUUCCAGAUGGGUUAAUGCAAUCUGCCAAAUCUCUGUUAAAAGACAAGAACGACGAUUAUGACAUUCCGCCAUCUAAGCCUCAACCCGUGCACAACAUACACGAGUUGUCACAUCAAUGGGACAGUAAGCACCUCAUGACUCCAUCGGAAUGUUCUACACCUCCAUCAUCUCGACCAAUUUCUACAACAAGUAGCCAUUCUAGUCAGUGCCGUUCUUCGUCUAAUCGAUCUAGUAUAGAACAAAAACAAGAACUUUACGAUAUUCCUGUAAGUGAUUUCCGCCAGUUUGGUAUUAGGUCUACCACAGAUCGAAAGUCGUCUCCACAUUCUUCGUUCAUAAAUAAUUCAAAUCAGUAUCUGGCCCACGCGGAAUCUCUUUAUAAUGCCCCUCCAAAUAACGCACCUGUGAAAUCAUCAAGCCAACACACUAGUCCAGAGGAAACAACGAAAUUCUACAUCCAAGGCCUGUAUGAUAUUCCACCUCAAGUUACUCGAGACCCAAACUCUUCUGCAAACAAGCACUCUGUUUCCAGUGACGAAAUACAACAUUUAUUGUCAAGCUGUAUUGUAGGAAAGGAGCUUCCUCUGGAACAUCAAGAUGCUGUUGAACUGUGUGCCAAAAGACACAAAGAAGUGCAUUCUACAAUCAAAACGUUAUUCGAAUGUCUUAAAAAUAAGCAAAACAACAGGGAGGUCCAUUCGUUUUGUCUGAAACUGAAAACAACAGUUUAUGAAUUCAUUGAACUUGCACUGGGUGCUUUAGCUAACUGCAUACAUUCUCCAGACAAAGGUUUAGCUACUAAGUUGUCCAAACUUCUGAAACCUCUGGUAGAAUCAAGCACGUACAUAAGAAGCAUAACCAACUUGGAAUGCUACAGUCCUGAAGAACUCGAGAAGAUAGUUGAUUGCGCCCGUAGUUUAACAGAAGACGUGAAGCUUGUCGCUUACUUUAUCUGCGGUAACUCCUCUUUAAUAUUCAAAAGAUCGAACACUGAAAGAACAGGAAAUGGCGACAUUUUAUCGAAUGAACCAAAAGAAGAUAAAAUUAAUUCUAGUAAUCCAAGCAACGUUGAUAAUAAGUCUUUGCUUGACGGAUUUCUUACAAGCGGACAUUCGACAGACGGAAUUGUUGAAGAUAGGAAGUCGGACCAAGAAUGGUUAAACCAAUAUGAUUAUGUUGGUAUUCAGUCAGGAGUCGUGAUCAAAAAAGAAAAUAAGGAUAUUAAAGAUGAUGUACCAAAAGAAAUGCAUGAUAUAUGUAGAAACCAAGUAUCCAAACACAUAGAAACUGAAAGAAAUCUUCAAUUUGAAGUCAAUGAGUUAGAUCGAAAUGACUAUAUGUUGUUAGGGUUUUACAAACACCAAAUCGACGAAGAAAUUGUUAAUCUUACAAACCUGAUUGGCGUCCUUUUAGCCAAAAUAAGAAGUAAGCAGCCACCAAAGAUUUUCAUUGGAUAUUGUAAGUUUGUGAUUAUUAGCGCAAGUAAGUUAAUUUAUAUCGGGGAUACGAUUUCUAUAAACGUGUAUGACGAAGACAUCAAAACCAGCGUUAUUCAGAAAUCCAACGGGCUUUCAGAUGCCAUAAAAAAUCUCGUAGCAGACGCCAAAAAAGCAGCGUCAUUGUUUCCCUCUGCUUUCGCUAAUCAUGAAAUGAUAACCAGUAUUUGUGACGUGUCGCAUAAGGCUAGCGACCUCAAAGUAGCUAUUGGAAAACACCUAUGAAUAAUUCUACUAGAACCCCUCAGACAUCUUCUUUUCUCUCUCUCUCUCUGAAAGUUCUUGCUCUCGAACGACAGUAUAAGGCAAAUGUUAACUAGUACUUUUUUCUAGUUGUCUUUUUACAUUUACAUACAUACAUAUUUUAAUUUUGAAAUCUUAAUUUCAUUUCUUAUGAUCGAUUAGUUAUAUUUUUUAUCAACAGGGGACACCUAACAUUUAUAGCUAUCUUUGUUAGGGUUAUAAGUAAUACUGAAUAAGAAACGUUCGUAAAGGGUAUUUUUUAAACAUUGAUUACAAUAAUAUAUUCAAAUAUUACUUUUAGCAACUUUAUCAAAACUUUGACAUUAUAGGUAUUUUUCUUGUUUCAGUAAGAAGUUUUAUAUAGAAAAAUGGUAAUCGCCCGGACUAAUUAUUUACAGUCUAAUACAUCGAUAUGGAAACGUUAGUCUUUAUAAAAUAAAGUCAUUUGAUAUCAUUAUUUCCUAAUACUAAUAUAUAGAGCAUAGUUAUUCACAAUUUGAAUGUCAACGCAACUGAUCGAUGUGCAUUACGACAAUAAUUGUUAUGAUGUGUACGCCUUUAACAGCUGGCGAAGUAUUAUUAUAAUUAAUUAUACUUCUAAUAAGACAUUAUUAUUAGGCCUAAUAUAUUUUAACUGCAUUUUUUAUCUAGUCCCUUAUAGAUUUUCAAGAAUGAGAAGAGUGUAUAAUAAUAAUAGUAUUCCAACCACACUAUAUUUGCUAUAUCCAUUGCCGACGACGCGUUUCACUCAAUCUAGCACUCAUCAGGCUGGCUGUGACACAAUAAACGCAGUAGCGGUCGGUACACUAUUUAUAUAACUCAUUUGUCUAUAGGGGUUUAGAUAAAGAAUGUAGUGUUAAAAAUAUAAUAGGCCUAAUAUUAAUGUCCAAUGACAAGUAUAAUUGUAAUCAUUCUUCGUCAGCUUGUAAAAAAGCGUUCACACCAUAACAAUUGUUGUUGCAACAAAUGGUAUAUUUAAAUAGAAUUCCGACCACUAAUGCCUUUGUUGUGUCCCAGUCAGCCUGAUGAGUUCUGGAUUAAACAAAACGCGUUGUCGGCAAUGGAUAUGGUGAAUAUAGUUUGGUUGAACUAAUUAUUAUACACUUUUCUAAUUAUUGAAAAUUCCUGAUGGACUAGAUAGAGAAUGUAGUGUUCAAAAUAUAAUAGGCCUAAUACCAAUGUCUGAUAACAAGUAUAAUUAAUUAUAAGGUACAUUACGAUCGAGAGAGGUAUUUUGCACCAUUUUGUAAGUAGACCUAAAUUACAGUAUAAUUCGAAAACCGCUAGAUAUAAAUAACUAUAAACUUCAGAUAAUUGAAAAACGUAAAGAACAGAAUGUAUGAAUUAUAAUGGUCACUUGUAACUCCGAUUAGCGUAUUAAAUUUCUAACUAUCAAGAUUUUUACAAUUUCUUUCUUAGAACCCAGAUGGAAUAAAUACUUUGUGUAUAUAUUUGGUUAUAAGUUUAUAAAUAUGAUUAUCUUUGAUUUAAAAAUUAAAGUUUGUUUAUGGAUUUAGUUUAAAAGUCUUUUAUACGUGUGUUUUUAAAUAUUGCCCCCUUUAAAAUCAGAGUUCGAUCCUCGCGGAUGGUAGAAAGUAGAUACAGAUUGAGUGGCUUUGUGGUUAAAGUACAACAAACAAAAGAAUACUUAAUAGCUGUUGAUUUUGAAACAAUGACAGUGAUUGGUUAUUAAAAAAAAAACAGGAAAAAUAACAAGGACAGUGAUUGGUUAUUAAAAAAAAAAACAGGAAAAAUACCUUAAUAUCGUUAUUAUAGUAAUCAUUAGCCUUAUUCCUUUAA